Molecule: messenger RNA, 4879 nt
Organism: Polyodon spathula (Mississippi paddlefish)
Lineage: Eukaryota; Metazoa; Chordata; Actinopteri; Acipenseriformes; Polyodontidae
Gene: fchsd2
Product: F-BAR and double SH3 domains protein 2
Exons: 21
Coding region: 335-2620 (761 amino acids)
Biological process (GO): neuromuscular synaptic transmission; regulation of actin filament polymerization
Cellular component (GO): neuromuscular junction; recycling endosome
Molecular function (GO): protein binding
Source: RefSeq, a predicted model, not a curated record
CGGCGCUCUUCUCCUGUUUGCUCGCCUUCGCUUAUAUUUGUCUCAACAGCCGAGAUAUUCCUUGCAUUAUCACCACACGUCGCCGUUGCGCCUCUUUUGAAGCGGAAAUUCCGUGUAUUUUCAUUGCUAUUCGCCUAUGCUGCUGUCCCCGUUGCCUGUCUGUGUGGUGCGGUGCUCGACGAGUCCGUGGAACUGGAAUAUCAUGGCCGCCUGAGCAAGUUCCAGUCUCUCUGCUUUCCUUUCUCUCUUCAAAACCGGGAUCUUUCAUUUUUUUCAGCUUUUCUCGGGUUCUACCUUCGUUUAAAGGAUUUAUGAUUCAUGUCAAAGCCUCAACAUGCAGCCUCCCCCGAGAAAGGUAAAAGUUACCCAAGAGCUGAAGAACAUUCACACUGAACAGAUGAGCAGACUACAAGCCAAACACCAGGCAGAAUGCGAUUUACUGGAAGACAUCAGGGCUUACAGCCAAAAGAAAUCUGCAAUAGAAAAGGACUAUGCACAGGCGCUCCAGAAGUUAGCCAGCCAGUACUUAAAGAAAGAUUGUCCAGGUGUGAAAACAGAAGAACAAACUGAUUACAGGAAUGUCUAUACAGUAUGGAAGUCUUUUUUAGAAGGGACUGUGCAGGUGUCUCAAUCUCGCAUUAACAUCUGUGAAAACUACAAGAACCAGAUCUCGGAACCAGCCAAGUCUCUGAAACUGCUGAAGGAACAGCAGUUAAAAAAGUGCAUAGACCAGUUGACCCGUAUCCAAUCGGAGUUGCAGGAUACUGUAAAGGACCUGGCGAAAUCCAAAAAGAAGUACUUUGAAACGGAACAGAUGGCUCACACAGUGAGAGAGAAGGCAGACAUUGAAGCCAAGUCUAAGCUAAGUUUAUUUCAGUCAAGAAUAAGUUUACAGAAAGCCAGUGUAAAGUUAAAAGCCAAGAGAAGUGAUUGCAACUCAAAAGCCACGCACGCCAGGAAUGAUUACCUUCUGACGCUGGCAGCUGCGAAUGCACACCAGGACCGUUACUAUCAGACAGACCUGAUGAACACCAUAAAAGAUCUUGAUGGCGACAUCUACGAUCACGUAAAGGAUUAUUUAAUAUCAUUCAGCCGGACUGAACUCGAGACCUGCCGGUCCACACACAAUACAUUCCAGUUUCUGUUGGAAGCGUCCAGCAGGGUGAUGCAGGAUUUCAAUCAGCAGCUGUUUCUGCAGGAGAAUCCAGUCUUUCACAAAACACAAGUCUUUCACUUCCAGCCCAGUGACAGCGACAUGAAGUUAAAUGCUGUCCAGCUGGUGGACGUUGAGCCCUCACCUGUCAGUGCUAUGAGAAUGACUUUAGCCGAGAGCCGACAACUGGAGUCUGAGACUGGGACAAGCGAAGAGCACAGUCUGAAUAAAGAAGCUCGUAAAUGGGCAACAAGGGUGGCCCGGGAGCAUAAAAAUAUCAUUCAUAACCAACGGGCCUUAGAGGAGUGCGAUACCCACGGGGUUGUGCCAACAGAACAAAGUCGUACUGAACUGGAACAAAAAGUCGAGGAAGCAAAAGAAAAUAUCCGGAAAGCAGAGACGGUGAAGCUGAAGGCAGAGGCCCGCCUGGACUUGCUGCGUCAGAUCGGGGUAUCUGUGGACACGUGGCUGAAGAGUGCCAUGAACCAAGUGAUGGAGGAGCUGGAGAACGAGCGCUGGGCCAGCCUCCCGACCCUGUCCAACCACGACUCCUCGCUGUCGACAGGAGCAGACGAGAGAGAGGAGGGGGAGGAGUUUGAGGACAACAUGGAUGUAUUUGACGACAGCAGCUCCAGUCCUUCCGGCACCUUGAGGAACUACCCACUGACAUGCAAGGUCCUCUACUCCUACAAGGCUUCACAGCCAGAUGAGCUGACUAUAGAGGAACAGGAGGUGCUGGAGGUUAUUGAAGAUGGGGACAUGGAAGACUGGGUGAAGGCAAAGAAUAAAGGUGGGCACGUUGGCUAUGUCCCGGAGAAGUACCUUCAGUUUCCCACGUCCAACAGCCUCCUAAGCAUGCUGCAGUCCCUGGCAGCCCUGGACGCACGGUCCCACACAUCGAGCAACUCAACAGAGCCUGAGCUGGCAUCGGGCAGCAUGAACGGAGACGCGAGUGUUAGUUUUGUGAAGGCGCUGUACGAAUACGACGGGCAGACAGAAGACGAGCUGUCGUUCCCGGAGGGGGCCAUCAUCCGCAUCCUGAACAAGGACAACCAGGAGGAUGAUGGCUUCUGGGAGGGGGAGUUCAACGGGCAUGUGGGCGUCUUCCCCUCUGUGCUGGUGGAAGAGCUGGUUGGCUCAGAGAAUGGCGACUCCCAGUGGAUUGGAGGGGACGUGCAGAUUUCUCCUUCCUCGAAGCUGCAGACUUCCCUCCCUCCUUUGCCACUGUACGACCAGCCGCCCUGCAGCCCCGACAAUAACAACUCGCAGUUCUUCCCCAGGUCACCCUCUGUGAACGAGCACAAUAGUUUCAGUUCAGACUGCCCUGGCUUCUCUCAGCUGCCCCGAUUAACCCCAGACAGCGCUCAGGGCAAGCUUCGACCUGUGCGAGCUGCCCCCCCUCCCCCCACACAGCACCCCCGCAGAAAGGCGGAGAAGACGGAGGAAGUGGAGAUCACCUUGGUGUAACAGCGCUGAACUCUUCCGUGAUCCACACAAACUGAGCUCCUCGUCGGAACAGUGGCCAGUCUUGUAGUUUUGCAUUGGGAAAUGUCUCUAAGCACGAGAAGGGAUAAAAGAGUGACGAGUAUCGCAGGUGCGAUUCGGGGAUGGCAAGCGACUUCUUCAAAGUCACAAAUGUUUUGUGCCUGACUUGCGCAUCCCUCUUCAUGGGCAUUGAAACCAGAACAGACUGACUGUCGGAGUAAAGAAAGACUGAAAGCUAAAGAAUGGCCUUGGCUUCUGGAUGAAGAUGAUUGGAGCAGACUGAGGCUUUUUUUUUUUUUUUUAGGCCUCGUUACAUGUAGUCCUAUCAUACGUAUAUAAUGUGCAUUAGUACAGUACAUUACUGUUGCCAUAGGAAUGUUCAGAAUCCGCUAAAUGUUUCUUCAUAUAGCAUUACCAAGUCUAUACUUUAUUUGAUAUAUAACAGAUACUGUUGAGGUCCAAACGAAAGGGAAUUGACUGACAUGUUAGAGGGGGCUGGUUCCUCUUCUAUGAAUUCCUCUUCAUAAAAAAAAAUUUAAAUAAAGUUACGCUCUUAUCUCAUAGAUAAGGGAGAUGUGGCAAUUGAAAUUAGAAACUGUUCUACUCUUUUCAGCUUUUACAAUGGUGUCUGUAUUACUAAUAUUUAGUCCAAUGUAACAAAUAAAAAAAUGCUAUACAGAUUUAUUCAUAUAGGAAUUGGUGGUAAUCACGAACACUGAUCUAGAUAAUGUAGAGAUAGAUAAGUCUCUACCUCGCAUUUCACUUCUAUCAUAGUGGCUGAGUUAAGCAGUCAGUGUAUGUAUGUAUGUAUGUGGAUCACUAUUUGAAUAUAAGUUGCUGUGCAUCAUAAUACACAUAUAUCUAUUUCCUGGAUCUAUGCUGUUUCUACAUUUAAGCACUAGAAGGUGGAGCUUUCUGACAGGCGAAUUGUGUCUGACAGGAAUUUAUCAGGCUAUGAAACAGUAUUUAAUAAAACUAGAGCGUAGCUGCAAUGCCAUUUCUGAUACUUACAGACUGAAACAGAAAUAGGAAUUUCAGAAGCAGUUCAUCGUUUAUUUAUGUUUUUUAUAAAGCUGCGUUUUCAGACUAUAUAUAUAUAUAUAUGAGGGGGUAGUCCUUUCUUUGAUAGAUUUGUUAUUCCAUAGGAAGUCGAGGCAGGUUUUGAUCCAGUUUAACGACACUAUAUUGUCAGUUAUCAGCCCCUAUCACUGAAAGGGAUGGAUUAUUAUAAAGUCUGUGACCCUUUGAAGAAGCACACUGUAGGCACACCCAAUGAAGAUAGUAAUAUGAAAUGCUUUGCAAGUUAAAAAGUGCAUAUUUACCAGAAACAUGAAAACAAACUUCAAAAAUUGAGUUCAAUGUCAGAAAUCCUUAUUUAAUUUCUGCUAAAACUGUCCUGUCCGAUGACGCCAACCCCCAUUCGUUUCAAUCUUUGCUUUUGCUACUGUUGUCUCAAAUGAUCUUUUUGUGUUGCGUUUGCCACACAUAUAUUUAGACAGACUAAUGUAUUUUGUUAUUCUCCAGUUAUGGUUUUUACAGUUGGGGGGGGGGGGUACAUUAAUGAAAGCAUCUACAGUAGUCCUGAUGGGAGGGGGGAAUGCGGUUAACAUUUACAUAUCAAAAGUUUUAAAGGAAACAAAAUCUGUCAACUUUAUAAUACGCCAGUGGCAUUUUACCAGUAGUCCAGACUGUUAAGUUGAUGUGCUUGUUUCUGACAGGAAAAAAAAGUUGUUUUUUUGUUUUUUAUAUCUAUAUGUAUGUGUAUAUAUGUAUAUGUUUAUUUAGGUAUACAUAUAUAUACUGUAUAUGUUCGCACCACUGGUACUGUCCUAUCUUUUUGUUGAUCUCUCUGAGAUCUUUUGAAUGUUAUGAAACUUGUUUUGAAGUUUAUGGUUUACAGCAUUCAUGUUUUUCGAAGAUGCUUUUUUGUAAGCAGAUUCCCCUUCUUUAUUUUAUUUGCCAGUUUGUCUUCUAUUUUAAAUUGUGUUUCUCUGGAAAUAGUCAAAUGUAGUAUUAUUUGAAAAAAAAAAAAAAACAUUUUAUUUUAUUUUUUAUGAGCUGCUAAAAAAAAAGAAAACAUUAAACAAAUUUCGCUGAAGCUUCUGUACAAAGGGCUUACUAUCUACAAAACACAGUGUCAAUAUUUGAGAACAUUGGUGCAAAAUUCUUGCUGCAUUGCAUUGGCUGUAAAGUUUGUAUUUAUUAUGUACAAAUGUUAAAUAAUAAAAAAGUCAAACUUUA